UGUAUGCAUGCCUGAAUGCACAAUCGCUGAGUCACCUCCUUAGUUUGCACAAACCCAAACACGUUGCAGCAGACGACUCGCCACAUGUCCACCCCAUGCAAACACGUCCAUGAUCACCUCCUCCAAACCGCCAUAGCCGCGUCUUUUUAACACCAUUCACUAUCAUUCCCACACUCAAACCAGAAAAACCACCAAAAAACAUAUAGGCAUACCGCGAGAAAAGAGAACAGCAAUGGCUUCUGGGCAAGCACGUAGAGAGAACACCACCAGCGAAAGAGAAAUUCACGUAGAGACAGACAAGGUCCCAAAGAUGACGAUCCACUUCGAGUCUUUGGCGGAGCAAGCCAGAGAAACUCCUCAAGAGGGUGUUGAUAGAGAGGGGAAAGCAAGAGAGACCCAUGAAGAGGAAAGCCAGUUUGAGUCUCUCACUGAUAAAGUGAGGAACGAGAAGGAGAGAGAGGAGGAGAAUGAGAAGUGGAAGGAGAAGUAUCCUGAUCAAGCGAGGAGUAGGUGUAUUGCUGAAGACAGAGUGGCUGAAGCUGGGGAAGGAAGAGAAAAAGGUUCUUAUGCUGUGGGAAAGUUUGAAGUGAAUGUUGGGGAAGAGAAGGGUGCAGGUAAAGCCAAAGGCAGGGAAGGUGAAGCUGAGACUAGAAGCGUGGAAGAGGGUCCUGAGCAUGGAGGAGAAGGCAUGGAGAUGGGAAGGAAAGAAGAGAGUCAGCAAGAGAGAGGAGGCCGCGCAGAGAUGAUCAGAAGCAAAGAAGAGGGCACUCAGAAAGGAGGAGGCAAAGAGACAAAAGAACAACAACCUUCUCUAGAAGAGAUUUCCAAGAUCAGAGCAAUGGCGCAGCAAAAUUCUUUAGAGGCGCUAAGGGCUGCGGAGGAGCGAUUCGAGAAGGCAAAAGAAACCAUCCUAGAGAAAAGUGGAGCUGUGAAAGAGACUGUAGAAGAGAAGGGUGCGCAAGCAAAGGAGGCUAUCCUAGAGAAAAGUGGGGCUGUGAAAGGGACUGUAGAAGAGAAGGGUGCGCAAGCAAAGGAGGCUAUUGGCAGCACAGCCAAGACGGCGGCUGAUUACACAGCAUCAACGGCAGGGAAAGCCAAGGAGUAUGCGCUACAAAAAGCGGUACAAGCGAAAGAAGUGGUUCUGCAUGCAGGGGAGAGCACCGUUCAUUUUGUUGAGGAGAAGGCCGUUGGUGCAAAAGAUGUGACUUUAGAAACUGGGAAGCACGCGGUUGAGUAUGCUGAGAAAGCAGCCGUCGAUCUGAAGGACAGAGCUUCCGUGGCGGGGUGGACUGCGGCACAUUACUCGUGUGAGAAAGCCGUGGAGGGAACCAAAGCGGCAGCCAGUGCUGUUAAAGGAGCGGCAGAGUAUGCCGGUCAUAAGGCUGCCGAGAUCGCAUCCAAGCCGUUGUCUGCUGCCAAGGAGGUUGCUGCGUCGACGGGAGAGAGUGCAAAGGAGUAUACAGCGAGGAAGAAAGAAGAGGCAGAGUUAGAGUUGGAGGCUAAGAGGUCAGCUGAAUGUCGGGAGGGAGAAGAUAAGAAAGGGGAAUCACAGGUACUUCAACAAACAAAGACAGAGAAGUUGGAAAAAGAGGGCAAACCGUCCGAGAAUGUCAUUGGAGAAACCUUUCAGGGAGGCGAAGAGCAUGGAAAAGGAGGAGAGGAAAUUGGGGUACUCGGGGCCAUUGGCGAAACUAUAGCAGAGAUUGCUCAGCAAACGAAAGAGCUUGUUAUUGGGGAAGAUCAAAAGCAUGAAGAGGAGGGAAGUGAUAGAAGUUUAAAUAAAUAAAUGAUUACUGGUUUUGAUGCAUGUUUGAAAGUUCAUGUCCAGAGAUGGAGGGGCAUGUGGUUAAUUAUAUAAUGCAGGGUUUGUUGUAUAUUUUUUGAGUGUGUCAAUAAAUUUGAGUCCCUUGGGUGUUUCAAUAAAUUUGUGUCAAUAACGUUUCUUCCAUC
Molecule: messenger RNA, 1950 nt
Organism: Alnus glutinosa
Lineage: Eukaryota; Viridiplantae; Streptophyta; Magnoliopsida; Fagales; Betulaceae
Product: seed biotin-containing protein SBP65
Exons: 3
Coding region: 233-1786 (517 amino acids)
Source: RefSeq, a predicted model, not a curated record